AUGGCAGGUCAUCUACAAGCAAGUUUCCUCAGCUACGCAGACAACCUAGAUGGAACGAUACUGACAGUCAAUCGUAGCGUCUUUCUCCGACGGAAUACCACCAUGCUAGGCACGGUCUUUUUCUCGGCUUUCGCAUUGCAACUGGCUUUUGAUACCGGAUCGGAUAAAAUUUGGGAUUCUGUCAACAAGGGUCGGCAAUGGAAGGACAUCAAGCAGCGUUACAUGGAGCAGUCCGAUGAGGAAUAA
Messenger RNA from Aaosphaeria arxii CBS 175.79, 246 nucleotides. RefSeq names its product ubiquinol-cytochrome C reductase. The record is from RefSeq and is a predicted model, not a curated record. Bases 1 to 246 code for a protein of 81 amino acids. The transcript is spliced from 4 exons. Lineage: Eukaryota; Fungi; Ascomycota; Dothideomycetes; Pleosporales. Gene Ontology annotation, biological process: mitochondrial electron transport, ubiquinol to cytochrome c.